Molecule: messenger RNA, 1506 nt
Organism: Fomitiporia mediterranea MF3/22
Lineage: Eukaryota; Fungi; Basidiomycota; Agaricomycetes; Hymenochaetales; Hymenochaetaceae
Exons: 2
Coding region: 1-1506 (501 amino acids)
Source: RefSeq, a predicted model, not a curated record
AUGGACUCCGACGCGAUUGGCAUAAAUUCCCUCCCGUCAGAGAUACUCUGCGACAUCUUCCUCAAAUGUGUCCGCAAUGCGCGUGGAAGAUGGGAAAGCGUUACGGUACCGGUGACAAUUUCGAGCGUUUGUCGACAAUGGCGCGAUCUCUCUUUGUCGUUCAGAGAUCUCUGGACCCGCCUGGAGACGUCCAUCACUAGUGUGGCCCCGGGAUGGUUGAUCGAGUUUUUCGACACAUGGCUUCGCAGGUCUAACGGCGCACCACUCGACCUCAAUGUCGUAUGUGACCUCACAUCUGUCCGAUCUACGGAGGAUCAUCAAAAAGCUGAACGCGUUGUGUUAAUGUUGCUUUCUCACCAAUGGCAUUGGGAGAAAGUCGACUUUUACUGGGUUUUUUUGACAUCCCCUGGCUUCCACAGAAUCAGACUUACAAAUACGCCAGUGCUGACCGCAUUCCGGUUAUGCUUCUACGUCCGUAAUCGAUCCGUUGGUGGAAGUUUCAAUCUCACACGGGCUUCAAAGAUCGAGGACUUGAGCCUUGGACACCCGGUUGCUGUCGAAUUCGAAGACGGGCCAAUGCUUACUUCGCUACACUCACUCGCUGUCACUUUGGAUCCACAACAAUGCUGUAAGCUUCUCAAGGCGGCUCCGAAUUUGAAGAAACUUCAAGCGACCAGUAUACUUCGACCGCCUGGCGAGGAACGUUCCGUAAUCUCCCAUGAUCUCGAGUGCCUCGGUUUGUGGGGUCGCGCAUCACAUACAAUAAUUGAUAUUCUAGUCCUCCCCGUCUUAACAGAGCUCAGAUACGAAGAUUUCUCUUCCCGAAAUGGAGGUGACCGUUUAUCGAGCUUCAUUCAACGUUCCUUACCACCGUUAACCAUGCUGGACGUCACUGGCAACGGUGCAGAGGAGGCUACAAUUACGACUGUCCUCCCUCUCCUUCCCUUGCUCCAGGUGCUCGAAAUGGCGCGGUGCACCAUUUCAGCGGCACUCUUCAGGCUUCUUGCCGUGCCAAGCGGAGCGGGUCACCACGCUCAGGAUAGAAGUAAUCGAAUCACGUGCCCCGAUCUGAUAUACUUUGGGUUCCGGAGUUACUCUGUUGUAGGGGACUUUCGCGAAUGCAUUGAUGCUUUAUGCGCAAUGUUAGAUUCACGUUGGGAUGGUUUGAAGGUUUGCGAUUAUCUUGACUUCGAUGGGGCCUCUUCCCCUUCUUCGGCUGACCGCAGAAAAUUACCAUUUCUUUUUGGAAUUGGGAACCUGCCUGUACCUUUAGCAUGCUCAAUGGAUCUCGAUCUGCAGGAAUUUUUCCCUGUACAACAUCUCGGCCCUCUCAAACCAGCUCCAAGUUUGAAGAAGUUCCAGCUAUUAUCGACAAAAAGCAUGGCUUAUCCGACGACGAGGGUCACUCUGUCGUCUAAUACCCUUCAUGUUCUUGACUUGCAGAUGGGUGCCACUUCAACAUUUUUAUCCACAAACCAGAGCUCCCAACUUUGGAACGAUGUAUAA